Molecule: messenger RNA, 950 nt
Organism: Corticium candelabrum
Lineage: Eukaryota; Metazoa; Porifera; Homoscleromorpha; Homosclerophorida; Plakinidae
Exons: 7
Coding region: 1-705 (234 amino acids)
Biological process (GO): protein phosphorylation
Cellular component (GO): plasma membrane
Molecular function (GO): ATP binding; protein kinase activity
Source: RefSeq, a predicted model, not a curated record
AUGUGUUUGGUGUACGAAUACGUCGACGGCGGGACAUUGGCUCAACAUUUGGCAAAGGAGAGCAGUGAACCUUUGAGUUGGAAUGAACGUCUUGAAGUGGCUCACGGUAUCGCUAAAGCUAUUCAUUACAUACAAACGACGUCACAACGUCCUCUAAUCCAUCGAGACGUUAAGAGUGCUAACAUUCUGGUGUCAAGUGAUGGAAGAGUAAGACUGGCCGACUUUGGUCUGUCGUGCUUUGGAGAGCAUGUUGACAACAUGGAUGCAAGUUUUUGUGAUUCUAGUUCAAUGGCAGUGGGUACACGCAGUUAUAUGUCGUCCGAAGCGUGCAAAGGGAUAAGUAGUACACGAACUGACGUCUAUUCGUUUGGAGUGGUAUUAUUUGAAUUGUUAACAGGACUGCCUCCUUACUGUUCGAGCAAGAAACUUGAUCUGGUGACAUGGUUGGAAAGAAUGGAAAGGGAAGGCGUAGAGCUAAUGUCUAUGUCUGAUCCACGAGCUGCCUGGCCGGAUCGGGUGUCACGUCUUCUUUUGGAUCUGGCAAAACGGUGCACCGACUUUGACAGCCACAGACGACCAUUUAUAAGAGAGGUUCUGCAGGAGUUGGACAGAGUCUCACGAAUGGACUUGCAAGGGAUUCUAGGAAUGUGUUUAAGGGCAGACAGGCUUGAAGAAGUCAUUGAAGGUCGUGGAAAUAAGCAGUAGCCGUUUGAAGACUGUCUACAGCAGUAGCAACUCUCUUAUGUUGUAGGCAUGACGCAUUUGUUGACUGUGUAGCCUCGGUACUCCAGACCGAGUGUUGCUAUUUAACUAGUUUUCAGCUCUAGAAAAGGGACUUUGUAAAAGUCACGAGACUUGGCGAGUAGCGUACUCAGCCAAUCCUACGCGCGAAACUUUCAUGAGAGAGUUUUAUUACCAAAAUGGUGUAAUUCGUGUUUGCGAUUGUUAGG